AUGAAGGUCGGUUUUCAGUUUCUGGUGGGUAGGAUCGGGCGGUUUUUGAAGCAAGGUCGUUAUGGUAAGCGUGUUGGAAGAAGAGCUCCUGUUUACCUAGAAGUUGUUCUCGAGUAUCUUGCAGAUGAGGUUCUUGAGUUGGCUGGGAAUGCGACAACAAAUAACAAGAAGAAUUCAAAUCACCAGGCAUUUCUUCUAUUUCUAAAGGAGGAGCUUCAGCUGUUACAAUACUUCACAAAAAGCUUUUUAGCAAAGAGGGAAUCCGAAUUAUUAUCAGUAAAAAAUGAAUUGGGUAAUGCGGAGAAAAAUGUAAAAGGUCUUGAGAUGAUGAAGGAAGAGCUUAAAACAGAAAUACCGGCAUCAAAGCUAAUAGAAUCGGAGGCAAAGCAGAAGUUAUUGGAAGUUUCAAAGAAGGGUCGGAAGAAGAAGAACUCGGAGAAACAGAAAGAGAACAACCGAAUUGGAGUAGCAGUGGGCAGUGACGGCUGCUUCUGCUGCUUUAGACCAUUGGUCAUCAUCAAACCAUCAUACGAUUUUCUGCUUUUCAGUGGAGAUAUAUAUCUGUUUGCCAAUCUUGAAGGUGAAAUUGAUCUCAUUAUCUUUGCCAUUGUGGUAGUAACAGCAGCAGAUGAAAAUUUAGAUGAUGAUGAUGGCUUGAGAGAAUUCUUGCCCAUGUUUAUGGAAGGUCUUGUGGGGGAGAUAGAGAGUGGUGGGCUUCUUAUCUUAGCCGUUUUCUUGAUCAAGAUGAAGAUGAAUCAAACUUGUAAUGUUUAUCAACAGGAACUGAAACAUCCCGAGUACAACUCAAUCCCUUGGGUAGGAUUACCAGAUCGUCGACGCCAAAUUCCACCACCUUUGUUUCCGGCGACCCUUUUGGACUGCGACCAUAUCCAGGGUAUUCAACUUAUUAUUGAUCAUGAAAAUCAAGUUGAAACUGUUGAGGAUGAUUCUCUUAUAAUCGCCGAAAUAAAGGAGAUUUGUCGAUACGAUUCAUCAAUACAAAAGAAAUGCUAA
Impatiens glandulifera is the source of this 1014-nucleotide messenger RNA. Its product is annotated as core histone macro-H2A.1-like. Gene Ontology annotation, cellular component: nucleosome. Lineage: Eukaryota; Viridiplantae; Streptophyta; Magnoliopsida; Ericales; Balsaminaceae. The record is from RefSeq and is a predicted model, not a curated record. Gene Ontology annotation, molecular function: protein heterodimerization activity; structural constituent of chromatin; DNA binding. The coding region runs from base 1 to 1014 and encodes 337 amino acids. The transcript has 2 exons.